AUGCCAGUGAACCGUGGCCAAGGCCAAACCACAAGGUGGUAUCAGCUAUGCUUUAUUCCCACUAGUUCAGACAAUUCAGAUGAUUCAGACAUAGAAUCUGUAGUCCUAACUCCUAGUAACCUAACUCAAACUAGUAGUACAUGGCAAGAACUUUCUCCGCCGAUACCACCAGAAUCAGAACCUGAAAUUGAUUGGAGUUUACCACCACCACCACCACCACCACCACCACCGUCACCGCCACCGCCACUGCCAAAUUUUCUACCACUUCAGAGAGUUGUACUAACUCUUGGUACUCCAACUAGUAGUACAUGGCAAGAACUUUUUCCACCGUCAUCACCAUUGUCGUCACCACCACGUCCAACUCGAAUUAGUAGUACAUGGCAAGAACUUUCUCCGCCAUCUUCACCAUUGUCAUCACGACCACCAACAAACCUAGAACCUGAAAUUGAUAUGAGUUUGUCAUUGUUAUCACCACCACCACUGUUACCAGAUUUUCUACAGUCUCGGCCUCUUCAGAGAGCUUCGGCUAGAACAUUUAAUAUUGAAGUACAACAAGAUAGACACCAACCUCCAAGUCCAAGUCAUGUGUUUGAAGGUGAUCAAAGUGACUGCUCAAUGAAUGUCAAGAAUGGCAUUACAAGGGUGAGAGUCUCAGAGAUAGAUAAACUCUUUCAUUGCCCCAUUUGCAUGGAUGAGUUUAAAGUGGGUGGUGACAAAGCAUGCCAGCUACCCUGCACCCACACCUACUGUUCUGAAUGCAUUCUUCGUUGGCUUGACAACAAUAAAACAUGUCCAGUUUGCAGGCUUCAGUUGAAUGGUUGUAGUUUUGAUAGCAUAAAUUGCAAUAAUGGUUUGGACUCACAACCUCAAAUUCCGUCCCUGCCAUCACGGUCACCAAUAGUUCAUAAUGAUUCGCCCCAGCGUUGGGAGAACUUUUCCCAAUCCCCUCCCUACCUUUUACAAGGUAUAGAGAAUAGCAUCAAUGAUAAUAAUGGUUUGGACUCACAACCUGAAAUUCUACUGCCGCCGCCGCCACCACCACCAUCAGCUCAUAAUGACUUGCACCGGCCCUGGGAGUACUACUUUGAAUCUCCCUACCUUAUAGUACAAGAUAUAGAGAAUAGUGAAGGUGGUAACUCAGAUGAAGCUGAUUAUGAUAGUGCAUGUGAUGAGCUUGGCGAUCCUCAUGAAGAUGGAGCUUCUCAGAGUGUUCCUGCUCCACUAACUUAA
Glycine soja is the source of this 1230-nucleotide messenger RNA. Its product is annotated as RING finger protein 44-like. Gene Ontology annotation, biological process: ubiquitin-dependent protein catabolic process. Gene Ontology annotation, molecular function: ubiquitin protein ligase activity. Lineage: Eukaryota; Viridiplantae; Streptophyta; Magnoliopsida; Fabales; Fabaceae. Bases 1 to 1230 code for a protein of 409 amino acids. The transcript has a single exon. The record is from RefSeq and is a predicted model, not a curated record.